Molecule: messenger RNA, 585 nt
Organism: Brassicogethes aeneus
Lineage: Eukaryota; Metazoa; Arthropoda; Insecta; Coleoptera; Nitidulidae
Source: the annotation of a GenBank genome assembly
AUGAGCUGCAGAUCGUCGAUGGGUCGUUCCAUGGGUCAGAUUACCAAUUACAAUGUAGUCUCAUCUUUACGAAGCGUUCCGAAACCUGGAUACGGUCUUAGAUCAUCCACAUUACCCGCCAGAAAUGGUUAUGGCGAUUAUUCGUUUAGCGGUAUGGGCGCCAAAACCCAUAGCACAGACUUCAGCUGCGGAAAAUCCGACAUUUCCACUGGAUCCAUCACCGAUGUUGAAAGGCGCGGUCUGAUAACGGAAAUGCCCGUGUCGACAACGUACGCAGGUCACUUGGGGCGGUAUCCGAUGAGCGUGGGGGGGAGCGGCGUAGGCGGCGGGUACUCGUCACAAGUGCGACGCUCCCUGCCCAACAUGGCGCACUCGAUGCUGAUCAACGAGCCCGCCAAAAUUUAUCCGUACCAUCUGCUGCUGAUCACUAACUAUCGCUUGCCGGCUGACGUAGACCGCUGCAACCUGGAGAGGCAUCUGUCGGAUCAGGAAUUCGAGGCGAUAUUCCAGUGUUCUAGGACGGACUUUUAUCGACUGCCAACUUGGCGUAGGAGCGAGUUAAAACGAAGGGCCAGGCUGUUCUAA